AUGCCCUCCUCUUCGCUCGAUAUGACUUCCAAACUAGCGCUCGACUUCCUCGACGAUUCAAAUCUCACGUACUUUAUACCCCUUAAGAGCGACUUUGGUGUCGAAGAGGCUUUUAGAGAUGGUAUAGAAAGUGACGGGGAACCGUUCGACUCAGUAGAAUGGCGGGAGUCACUUUUCUUCGAUGAAUCUGCCGACCUAUACCUCGUCCUCAAAAGCCCUUAUGCCGAAGAAGAUACCUUGCGGUCUUCCCUACGAAAUAUAGUCAUAUCCGUAGAAGCGCAAAUCGUUAAUGGGAAUACUCCGGACCGCGAUGGUCAACUAGCUUCCGAAGUUAUUUCUACCGAAACAGUAGGGACGGAAGAGGAUCCUACUAUAUUAUUUAGUUUUUCGGAAGAAAACGAUUCCAACAACGAUGACGACCGGCAGCAAUAUGCUUAUGCGGUGUGGAAACACCCGGUAUUCCUUAGUCGGCCUAGGAUGCGGCUACAAAGUCCCUCGGUUGUUUUUGCUGCGACGGCAAGCCUAAAACCAGCAGUCUCGUCCAUAUCAGAUGGACCACGUGAUGGGUAUCUUCCAAGCGGCGUGGCAUCGGGACUCAACCUCCUUGAGUCAUUCGGGAAUGACCCUGCUAUGAACGGGGUGAAACCUCGUCUAUCAGCACUCCGAGUAUCUCGUGUUGCGCCGGUCACCCAGCAAGACAAGGAUCUACUACGGCCUAUCAAGUCUUUGUCCAAGCUCUCUUUGCGCAUAUUCCCCGCGGCGCACUCGCGCAUGCGAUUCACGCAUCUCAACACUACACCUUCGUCGGCAACGGUCCUAGCUAUGCUUGAGGUCGAUUUUACUCCUUUCUUCGACUGUGAGAUAAUCCUUGACAAGAUAUCAAUAUCAGUCGUAGGAGGCAUAGUAGAGGACCUCACGAACAAGUCUGGGAUGGCACUUCCAGUUUCUUGUGUGGCUCAUGAUCAUAUUACCUUUUUAUAUCGCAUUUCACCAGAUGAAGCAGAUGUGAUAUCAAAGAAUCCCAUACGAGAUCUCAAUAUCGCCAUCUCAGGGACAGCUUUAGUGGAUCCGGAAAUUUGCAAACCUCGCUUGAGUAUGGCUUGGACCGCGACCAUUGAUUUUACAAUCCCCGUGAACCCAGGUUAUGGUUCUACCAUGCAACCUAUUCAACGCAUGCACCGCCCAAGCCAACUUUCAAUUGGAGGUGAAAGUACAAUUUCAUUAACGGCACCAUCCGUUGCACGACCGGAUUCACUACCUUCCCUCGAAGCCGCAACGCGAGCAGAGUCUACCGUACCUGAUAUCGGCAUAACUAUGACUUUCACUCCUCCGUCCCCAAAUCAAGAGAUUUUCCCUGGCGAUGAGUUUACCUGGAAUGUAUUUGUUGUUAACAGGUCUCUGGUGCCAUCAGCCGUAGCAAGAAAAUUAGCGAUACUGGUGAUUCCGAAACGGAGGCGUAACGAAUCACGGGUUAACCGCCCCCCUUCGGUUUCUCGGUUACCCGAAUUUUCACUCGGACAACCCCAACAACACAAGAUCUUAAAGGAUCGGAGUGUUGCUGAUGCCAUUCUAGACGAAAACGUCGUCCACGCUAUGCAACACAGUAGCGUCAUAGACAGUGCUGAGAUAUUAUGUCUUAGUGCCGAUGUAAGGGUUGGUCCACUAGCACCCGGAGCAUGCCACGUUGCUGAACUCAAGUUUCUGGCCCUCAAAGAGGGCAUUGUAAGCGUGGAAGCCGUAAGAGUAGUUGAUCUUGGCAACAAUGAGCAUGUAGAUAUUAGGGAGCUACCAACUGUUAUUGUUAAGAGCAGGCAUGAAAGGUGA
This is a messenger RNA of Hypoxylon trugodes, 1824 nucleotides long. Its product is annotated as TRAPP trafficking subunit Trs65-domain-containing protein. Gene Ontology annotation, cellular component: trans-Golgi network; TRAPPII protein complex. The record is from RefSeq and is a predicted model, not a curated record. The transcript has 2 exons. Gene Ontology annotation, biological process: intra-Golgi vesicle-mediated transport. The coding region runs from base 1 to 1824 and encodes 607 amino acids. NCBI's taxonomy places the organism in Eukaryota, Fungi, Ascomycota, Sordariomycetes, Xylariales, Hypoxylaceae.